Messenger RNA from Venustampulla echinocandica, 582 nucleotides. RefSeq names its product LexA peptidase. Gene Ontology annotation, biological process: mitochondrial respiratory chain complex assembly. The record is from RefSeq and is a predicted model, not a curated record. The transcript has 2 exons. Bases 1 to 582 code for a protein of 193 amino acids. Lineage: Eukaryota; Fungi; Ascomycota; Leotiomycetes; Helotiales; Pleuroascaceae. Gene Ontology annotation, molecular function: serine-type endopeptidase activity. Gene Ontology annotation, cellular component: mitochondrial inner membrane peptidase complex; membrane.
AUGGCCACCAACAGAAUAUUUUCGGUUUUCAGCGGCCGCACUCAACCUGGCCAAGUACUGCGCAAGAUUCUGAUCUUUACGUCUUGGCUCCCUGCUGUUAUCUUCUUCAACGGAAAUGUUGGACAGAUAGCGACGAUCAAUGGAGAGUCGAUGUAUCCCUAUCUUAACACGAGUUACAACGAAAGCCUCUCAAGGGAUAAAUGCUGGGUCAAUAAACUAAACCCGGCGGGCAACUUAAACAGGGGAAUGCUUGUGACCUUCCGGAGUCCGAGUAACCCUGAGUUUAUGGCCGUCAAAAGAGUCAUAGCUAUAGAGGGCGAUAGAGUAUUUCCUCGAGCGCCAUAUCCCGCCCCGGUUGUCGAUAUUCCUGCUGGUCAUGUCUGGGUAGAAGGCGAUAAUAGGGAUGGCAAAAAGACUCUCGACAGCAAUCACUAUGGUCCUAUAUCCGCCAGCCUCAUCCAGGGAAAGGUUACACAUGUUAUAUGGCCUUGGAAGAGUUUUGGUGCCGUAAGGUGGUGGGAAUUUAAGGCGAGGACGAGAGUAAUUCAAGGUCGCCGAGAGAAUGCGUUUCACUUUGGCUAG